AGGGGACGGUCAGGAUUCUCCAUGGUGAAGAUGGUCAGCCAUGGAAAACAUAUUGCAAUAAUAGUCCAACAGCUUAACAAAUUUAACCCUGAAAAUCAGAGCGUGGAGGAUUUCUUGAAUGAAUCAGCUAAGAUGUUGAAGACUCUUAACAUGACAGAAGAAAAAUUUGUGUUGGAUACACUAGCUGGAUGCAUAGAAUAUAAAUCCUUAUUGGAUGUAGUGGUCAAUGCCUUUUUUGUUCGAGAUGGGAGAUAUUGCUUGAUUUCUGAACGUAAUCUCUAUAUAGUUAUUUGUUAUCUGGCUACUUUUCAACUGGAAGAGCUUGGUCUUCAGCACUUCAGCAGAAUUGUGAAAUCGCUGGACACUGCAAAAAUGCAAAAGUUUCUUAGAUUCUUCUUCAAUGCCUUGUAUUUGAACACAUGGAUAAAGGAUGAAUGGAGUCAGAUCUACGAUUCGCUGUAUGUAAAAGAGAACUGGAUUGAUCCACUGCUAAGAUGGCAGCCAAAAGUACAGCAACUGAUUGGACAGCUCACAGAUAAAUUAAAUAAUCAUACUACCACUGUCAAGACUUCGACGGUCACUCAGCCAAAGGAAUUUAAUUUGACUGUACCCAAACCACGUGCCAUUCCUAUACCUCUCCUAAUACCAGUACUGGAAAAAAGGCCACCUGUUCCUCCAAGCACCUACAAACCUCCACAGGAAAAAAAGCAACUAGAGGAAAUCAAAACAAAAAAUCGCCGAAAAGCAGAAGAUCUGCUCCUGAAAGCAAAUACUAAUCAGUUCAGGUGUGCAACCAUGAAGUCUGAAAAGAGAGAGAACCCACAUGACAGUAUGAAGAGAAAACCAGCAUUCCGGGCUCAAAAGAUCCAAAGCAAGAUUGACAAUAUACCUAUUAAAUUAAAUGCUGCAGCUAUUUUAAGAGAGGGUGCCCUCUAUCAGCGGAAAAUGGAACAAGAGCUCAAGAGAAUUGAAGAUUUGCUACGAGGGGCUGGAGACCCCUCUGAAUUCUUGGAAUGGCAAAAACAGAUGCGUGGAAAAGAUCUGGAAGAACAGCUGGCUGAAAUAGAGUGUAGGAGGCUUCAAGGGAAACUGAGUCAUGAAGAGGCAGUUCUAGCCCAUCAGAAUGUAAUUCAAGAAAAUAAGAUGAAAGCUGAUCUAAUGAGAGAAAAGAAAGCAGAGUUGAUGCACCUGUAUGCAGAGAAACGUCUACAGGAACAGAAAGAAAUGAGAGAGCUGGUGGAGCAGGUCAUGGAAGGACACAAGAAUGCAAAGCAAGCAAAAAUAAAGCUCCAGAAAUACAAACAGCAGAUAGUUCAGGAAGUUUGUGAAGAAAGUCGAGAACUUCUUCGACAAGCUUUAGAAGAAGAAGAGGAGAAGCUUAAGAAAAGAUACGAACUAAUUCAACAAAUACGAGCUAUUGAGUCUUUACCAAGUGUCAGACACAAGUUUGUUGAUUUAACAGAGACUGGUGGCCAUGGUUUAAUUUGUGAAAUGUCAAUAGUGGAACUACGUGAACGCCUCGCUCUACUCAGAGAAGCACAGAAGGCAGAAGAGGAAGAGAAGAGAGACCAGAUAAUUCAUGAAAAACAAGCUAAGGAACAACUUCUUCUAGACAAACUGGACCAGAUUUCCCUGUUCAGAGCAGAACUUGGACGAGCAGCUGCUUUAAAGCAAGAAGAAAAAAAAAGAAAGUCUCAGUCUGGUGAAAGGUCUAUGAAAGAUGAACGCAUUUUAAACCUGCAGGAAAAGAUUCUAGAAAAAAAAAUGGAGCGUAAAAAGCAAGCAGGAUUCUUAAAGAUUACCCCCCAGAAAACCAGCAUUGCAUCAAGGAAGGACUCUUUGCAGUGGAACCAUUGGAAAGAACUGGAAGAGAGUCGGGAAAGACAGUUCAAGAUCCUUCAACAUGGCUUCAUGGCCCGAGAGACAGCUCAGAAAAUGGCUGCCUAUGAGGCAGCAAGAAGUGGAGCCACAGUCUGCAUAUUGCGCUCUGAAGUAAAAUAAAAUACAUUUGGAAUAAAUUCAGGCCUGCUGGAAAUCUUCCAGUGUGCCUAUUUACUACGAGGUUGAAUUUUAAUCUUUAUUUCACCUUUACAGUGUGAUUAGAAAAAUUUGGGUCAUACAGCCACAACAGAAUAAAAAUAUGUUAAGAUUUUUUGUAAUAGAUUUUCACUUUUUUGUUAUAGCGAUACAUUUUUUCUGUUAGAAUCAAAAGUUCCUUCUUUUCUGUUAGAAUUGGAGCUCCUACAAUAAAAUGGCAAA
Messenger RNA from Athene cunicularia (burrowing owl), 2259 nucleotides. It is a transcript of the gene CFAP99, whose product is annotated as cilia and flagella associated protein 99. The coding region runs from base 22 to 2001 and encodes 659 amino acids. The transcript is spliced from 16 exons. The record is from RefSeq and is a predicted model, not a curated record. Lineage: Eukaryota; Metazoa; Chordata; Aves; Strigiformes; Strigidae.